Betta splendens (Siamese fighting fish) is the source of this 2661-nucleotide messenger RNA. It is a transcript of the gene tyr, whose product is annotated as tyrosinase. The coding region runs from base 167 to 1789 and encodes 540 amino acids. NCBI's taxonomy places the organism in Eukaryota, Metazoa, Chordata, Actinopteri, Anabantiformes, Osphronemidae. The transcript has 5 exons. The record is from RefSeq and is a predicted model, not a curated record. Gene Ontology annotation, biological process: pigmentation; melanin biosynthetic process. Gene Ontology annotation, molecular function: tyrosinase activity.
AGCUCAGUGAGUAGGGGGAGAACGGGGGGACGCCAGGCUGAGUGGAGGAGAGAGAAGGUUGAAGGAGGCUCGGUAGUGAAUGUAGUGGCAGCGGGUUUCAUUCAUUCUUACAUUUGAAGCAGCCCAGCUUCUGUGACCGACACUGGAGCGACUACGACCUUUAACCAUGCGGCGCCUGUGUGUUUCUGUAGUCCUGCUGCAUCUUCUCGGGACCUCCUGGUGUCAGUUCCCGCGUCUCUGUGCUAACUCGGAGUCUCUUCGGACCAAAGAGUGCUGUCCUGUGUGGGAGGGCGACGGCUCCGCCUGUGGCGCCCUGUCAGGCCGGGGCUUCUGCGCCGAGGUGGUGGUCCUGGACGAGCCCCACGGACCCCAGUACCCGCACUCGGGGAUUGACGACAGGGAGCGCUGGCCUUUAGCUUUCUAUAACCGCACGUGCCGCUGUGCAGGGAACUAUGGAGGUUUUAACUGUGGGGAAUGUAAGUUCGGUUACUGGGGGUCAAACUGCGCCGAGUACAGGGAAUCCGUGCGCCGGAACCUUAUGACCAUGUCAAGCGCCGAGCAGCAGAAGUUCAUCUCUUAUCUGAACUUGGCUAAAAACACCAUCAACCGGGACUAUGUGAUUUCCACGGCGACAAGAGCAGAGAUGGGAGAGAACGGCGAGAACCCCAUGUUCUCGGACAUCAACACGUACGACCUGUUCGUCUGGAUACACUACUACGUGUCCCGGGACACCUUCCUGGGAGGACCAGGGAAUGUGUGGAGGGACAUCGACUUUGCCCAUGAAUCGGCAGCAUUCUUGCCCUGGCACAGAGUCUUCCUGCUGCACUGGGAGAACGAGAUACGGAAGCUGACGGGAGAUUUUAACUUCACCAUUCCAUACUGGGAUUGGAGGAAUGCCCAGUCCUGCGAGGUGUGCACCGACGCGCUGAUGGGUGGACGAAGCUCCCUUAAUCCUAACCUCAUCAGCCCGGCUUCAAUCUUCUCCUCAUGGAAGGUGAUCUGCAGCCAGCCAGAGGAGUACAACAACCGAGAGGCCCUGUGCAACGCUACCGGCGAGGGUCCACUGUUGCGUAACCCGGGCAACCAUGAUCCGAACCGCGUGCCACGAAUCCCCACCACAGCUGAUGUGGAUUUCACUGUGAACCUCCCCGACUACGAGACGGGAGCAAUGGACCGAUUCGCCAACAUGAGCUUCAGGAACGUCCUGGAGGGUUUCGCCAGCCCGGUCACAGGGUUGGCAGUGCCGGGCCAGAGCACCAUGCACAACUCCUUGCACGUCUUCAUGAACGGCACCAUGUCCUCAGUACAGGGUUCGGCCAAUGAUCCCGUGUUCCUGGUGCACCACGCCUUCAUUGACAGCAUCUUCGAGCGCUGGCUCAGAACACACCAGCCCUCCAGAACCAGCUACCCACGAGCCAACGCCCCCAUUGGCCACAAUGAUGGCUACUACAUGGUGCCUUUCCUGCCGCUCUACAGGAACGGAGAUUACUUCCUGUCCGACAAGGUUCUGGGCUAUGAGUAUUCGUACCUGUUGGACCCUGGCCAGCGCUUCGUCCAGGAGUUUCUGACGCCCUACCUGGAGCAGGCCCAGCAGAUCUGGCAGUGGCUCCUAGGGGCCGGACUCCUGGGGGGGUUGAUUGUUGCAGUCAUUGCCGUCCUGCUCGUCACUGCCAGGCGGAAGUGGAGGCGUAACCAGAGGAGGAAGAGGGCGUCGAGCUACGGGGAGAGACAGCCACUGCUGCAGAGCAGCUCGGAGGAAGGCUCAGCUUCAUUUCAGACCACUAUGUAACACACACUGUACUGUACAGACCUGUACAUAAUGUAUAUGAACAUGAGCUGGACGUGAAUGUGCAAACUCUUUGGGACGUAUAUUACUACCAUUACACGUUUAAUGGACUUUAAUUCUGAAUCAUGUGUACUUGAUUUCCCAUGAUGAAUUGGUUUAAAUUACAACAUUAUACAUGAGAUGUUUAAACAAUGAAACACAUUUUGAAUGGAGGAAUGUGUUGAAGCAUUUAGGUGAACUGACCAUUUAGUGUUUGGUAGCAUUUAAAUGACAGACAAUAUUAAUUUAGUAAUUAGACACAUACAUUAAAUUAAACAUUCAGCAACUUAAUAUAUUAAACUUUAUUUGCCAUCAAAUGUUCAGAAAGUUCUCUUGUUGGUAUUUUACAUAACCAUGAAGUUCAUUUACAACUUUUGCUGACUUUCCUUGAACGGAGUCAUAUUUUAUGUAAUUUAUUUCAUUGUUGUAGUGAACUUUAAGCAAGAUUGCAUUUACUGUAUAGUGAAGGGCCCCAGGCACCCCUAUUUACAUUUAAUUUAAUAUACUGUAGUUCAAGGAAACAAAGAUCAUUGUGUCAAUAUGCUGAAGGUGCAAGAAACAUGGGCUCCGAGUGCUGUUACGUGCCUUUAGGAAAAUGCAUUAUGUCAGGAUUAUUACUGCACCAGGAGUUUACUUGAAAACUAUUAAGUUUUGGACACAAACGUGUUAUAUAUGAAACACUAAUUCACACACACGUGUGUUAUGACUGGUGCUUGCUGAUCUCAGUGUAACAUGAUAUGGUGACCUGUGGUUAUUCACAAUCAAACAAAUGUAGCUGCUUGUUUAUGAGAAGGUAAACCAUUACUGUACAUGCUGCAUUAAAAAAAUCAACCCGA